AGGGGGUGAUGCAGGGCAGAUGGAAUUACCCUAGGGGCAGAUGGCAUUAACCCCUUGUAUUCAUGACGCCAGCGCGUGAUUUAUCCUUAAUACCACCCGAAGGUAUAACGCUGGAUCCUUGGCUAGACACGGGGGCAAUAAUGACUCCGACGCCAAGUUACAGAUAGCGGUAGCUUUACGGAGUGACAGAUGGAACAGUCUAUACAGUUCAGCCAGGGCCCACGGAGGUGACCAGUGACUUCAGAGACUGCUUGCUGGGACUUGUAGUAGAUUUGACCAAUUUUAGUGCAGGUCACUGUGACUUGACAAUAGAUGACAGUGACGGACAAGGCUGUGGUUGUAGAUUACUUGUAGAAUUGUGUCUGCUGGACGGACUUGAGGCUCCUAUGGACUCCAGACACUCUAGGACUAGACUGCAACUCCGCAGAAAGAGACAGAAGAGACUCCUCCCAGGGCUUUUAUAGGGGAGACUCUGGUGGGGUCCCAUAGGUCACCCUUAAGUCACAUGGUCACUGAUACCUCCUGGGUAACAAUCACAUGGGGUAGAAAGGUACAGGGGCAGAACUCCCAUAUUGGGCCACCAUUGUGCUUAUGGACUGUUAAUUAUUAUCUUUAGUUAUUUAGUGCACUUAGGUGUUUCCGGACGACAGGUGUAUUGACGUCACAGAGAGCGGCAGGUAUAACGGCACUCAAAGAUGACGUCCAGCCGGCUUGAGAAAGCGACAAGACCGUGAAAGGAGCGCUGCCUCGUCUCUGCCGCUCAGCGGCUUAAUGCCGACCGCUACUCCCUGCAACCGCACUGGGAUGAACUGACUGCCAAUGGGGGCAGUUUACUACAGCUGUGAGAAAACCCAUAAAACCUAAGACACAUUACACUAAGCUGAAUAAAAAAACACAAAAAACCAACUGGGAGAAAAAGCACCAAUUCAGCGCAGACUGCCUUCCUGAAGAACCUUUGCCUAUUUACACCAACAAUUCACCAAAAGUGAAGAAAAACUCCACAAACAACGGGCGCUGCCGGUCGCAUGUUUUACAUUCAAUCACCGUUAUUAAAUAAAACCGUAAAAACACCAUAAAAAUGCCGCAUGUUUUCAUAAAUUCUUUUCCAGGACAUCGGUAUUGUGAAUCAUACAGAAAUGUUCAGAUGACCGGUCCGGCACAUGGACGCAUCCGCCAUCACAGCCGGCCCAGAAUAACCUUGUAAAGAUAGGGUUAAUACCAACUAGCUGCAUGAGACAGACUGAAGCCGCCUCCACAAGACGGAGCGCCGGGCGCAAUCCUAUCAUUAUGUCAGGUGUUUUAUAGUCGCACAAUAAGCAGCUGUAAAGUUUUAGUAGUUUACAAGGUGUGGAGUUACUUCCAUUUCUGCCGAUUACUGCAAAAUGCCAGGCCGGCACUUUUUACCAAUAAAAAUCCAAUGAUAGGGUAUCUGGUGUCCUAGAAUGGGGCCAAACCCAUGGACUGUGUAUAAAAGAGAGGUGUCCUUCCCUUCAGAAGCACUCACCCAGCCUGCACUGCACUCAGCCUCCUCUGUCCUCUCCAACCAUGGCCCUCCAGUCCAGCCGCAGCAGCUACAAGAACUUCAGCUCUUCUUCUCUGCCGAGGAGCGGGGGACGGAGCGCCAUCAGCUCCGCAAGAAGCCACAGCGGCUCCAGGAUGCAGUCCCACUACAGCAGGAGCGCCUACAACGCUGGAGGAAGCAGGAACAUCUCUGUAGCCAGCUGUAAUACUGGGAUGGGUGGAUAUGGUGGUGGGAUGGGGGGAUAUGGUGGUGGGAUGGGUGGCGGGUAUCGGUCCGGGCUCGGUGGUGCCGGAAUUUCAUGUGCAGGCUUUCCUUCUGGGGGACUUGGGAACAUCACAAAUGUAACCAUCAACCAGAGUCUCUUGACCCCCCUGAACCUGGAGAUCGAUCCAAACAUCCAGAAAGUGCGAGCGGAAGAGAAGGAACAGAUUAAGACCCUGAACAACAAGUUCGCUUCCUUCAUUGACAAGGUGAGAUUUUUAGAGCAACAAAAUAAGAUGCUGGAGACCAAAUGGGCUUUUCUGCAAGAGCAAAAAACUGCGGAGAGCCACAUCGAGCCACUAUUUGAGGCCUACAUCACCAACCUCCGCAGGCAGCUCGACUCCUUCGUAUGUGAGAAGUCUCGUCUGGAAGGAGAGAAAAGGACCCUGGAAGAAUUAGUUGAAGACUUCAAGAGAAGAUAUGAAGAUGAACUGAACAAGCGUACCGAAGCAGAAAACCAAUUUGUAGUACUGAAAAGGGAUGUUGACGCCGCAUUUAUGAGCAAGACCGAUCUCCAGUCAAAGGUUGAUUCCCUGACCGACGAGAUCAACUUCACCAGAGCCAUUUAUGAGAUGGAAAUAUGUCAACUUGAAACUCAGAUCUCUAACACCUCAGUUAUUGUGUCCAUGGACAACAGCCGAGACCUAGAUAUGGAAUGCAUCAUUUCUGAUGUCAAGGCCCAAUAUGAAGAGAUUGCCAAGAACAGCCGCGCUGAGGCCGAGUCCUGGUAUCAAUCCAAGUAUGAAGAGCUGCAGAACGCGGCAGGGAAGCAUGGCGAUGAUCUCAGGAACAUCAAAAAUGAAAUCGCAGAUCUCAAUAGACUUAUUAACAGGCUCAGAGGAGAGAUCGAAAACGCCAAAGCUCAGAAAGCCAAACUAGAGGCCGCCAUAGCCGAGGCUGAGGAACGCGGGGAGCUGGCUGUCAAGGAUGCCAAAGAGAAGCUGGCCAGUCUUGAGGACGCUCUACAGAAGGCCAAACAGGACAUGGCUCGCCAACUGAGAGAAUACCAAGAGCUGAUGAACGUUAAACUGGCCCUGGACCUGGAGAUUGCCACCUACCGCAAACUGCUGGAGGGAGAAGAGAACUGGAUCUCUGGAGAGUGUGCUGGCCCUGUUCAGAUUUCUGUUGUCACAUCCACCGGGUCAAGCUCUGCCGGCGGCCUGCAUGGAGGAACCAGCUCUGGUGGUGUCAGCGGAGGGAUGAGCUCUGGUGGUGUCAGCGGGGGGAUGACCUCUGGCGGAGGAAUGAGCUCCGGCAGUGUCAGUGGAGGAAUGAGCGGCGGCCGCUUCAGUGGUGGAGCCAGUUCUUCCACCGGCACUAGAAGUUACGGCUCCGGGUCAGGAUUCACCUCUGGAAGCAGCUCAACUGUGACCACAACUAGAACCUCCACCACAUCUUCCAGAAAAAUGUAAUUCUACAUUGUCUCUAAAUGAUUGAAUAAAAGA
Molecule: messenger RNA, 3228 nt
Organism: Hyla sarda
Lineage: Eukaryota; Metazoa; Chordata; Amphibia; Anura; Hylidae
Product: keratin, type II cytoskeletal cochleal-like
Exons: 10
Coding region: 1546-3195 (549 amino acids)
Biological process (GO): intermediate filament organization; keratinization
Cellular component (GO): keratin filament
Molecular function (GO): structural constituent of skin epidermis
Source: RefSeq, a predicted model, not a curated record